Messenger RNA from Colossoma macropomum (tambaqui), 2556 nucleotides. RefSeq names its product P450 (cytochrome) oxidoreductase a (gene pora). The transcript is spliced from 15 exons. NCBI's taxonomy places the organism in Eukaryota, Metazoa, Chordata, Actinopteri, Characiformes, Serrasalmidae. Gene Ontology annotation, cellular component: cytosol. The coding region runs from base 265 to 2169 and encodes 634 amino acids. Gene Ontology annotation, biological process: response to hormone. Gene Ontology annotation, molecular function: flavin adenine dinucleotide binding; NADPH-hemoprotein reductase activity; FMN binding. The record is from RefSeq and is a predicted model, not a curated record.
UAAAAGGGGAAGAGAAAGGGAGAAGGGAACAGAGACAGAGAGAGAGAGAGAGGGAGAGAGAGAGAGAAAGAGAGGGAGAGAGUGGGACCAAGCAGAAGAGCCCGUCUCAGUCCAUGUCUGCUUUUGCUCUCUGCUGUUUGAGAAGAGCCUCCAGUUGGACAUGAUGGGUGUUUCAACUAGAACUUUUUCCAGGGCUGAUCUUUCUGAGUCGCUGAUCUGAGUCUGAUCUGCUGUAUCUGCUGUAAAUCCUGGGGGUCUCCAGUCAUGGGGUGCAUGUUCUCUUUGCCUCAGGACAGACUGGCAGCAGCGGAGAGAGCAGUAACAAUGCAAGAGACCAGCUUCAUAGAGAAAAUGAAGAAAACUAACCGAAAUGUUAUAGUGUUCUAUGGCUCUCAGACGGGCACGGCUGAGGAGUUUGCUAACCGCCUGGUGAAAGAUGCCCAGCGCUACGGUAUAAAAGGCAUGGUAGCUGACCCAGAGGAGUACGACAUGUCUGAGCUCCCUCGUCUGAGAGAGGUUGACAGCUCCCUGGCGGUGUUCUGCAUGGCCACGUGUGGGGAGGGAGAGCCCACUGAUAACGCCCAGGACUUCUACGACUGGAUGCAGAUGACCGAUGACAGUUUAGAGGGAGUCCACUUUGCAGUGUUUGGACUGGGGAAUAAAACCUAUGAUCACUACAACGCCAUGGGGACGUACACGGAUAACCGGCUGGCAGAACUGGGGGCUACAAGAAUCUUCGACCUCGGCCUCGGAGAUGAUGAUGGCAACUUGGAGGAAGAUUUUAUUUCAUGGAAGGAACAGUUCUGGCCAGCCGUCUGCGGGUUUUUAGGAGUGCAGGCCACACAGGAGGAAUGCAGUGUUCGGCAGUUUGAACUGGUGGUCCACAAUGACAUCAAUAUGAAUGAAGUGUACACAGGCGAGCUGAGCCGUCUCCUGAGCUUUCAGCACCAGAAACCGCCUUUUGAUGCAAAGAAUCCCUUCUUGGCACCUGUAGUCAUUAACCGUAAGCUGAACAAAGGAGGAAGUCGCCAUUCGAUGCAUUUAGAACUGGAUAUCUCAGGCUCUAAAAUUAGGUAUGAUGCUGGAGACCACGUUGCUGUUUAUCCAGUGAACGAUGUGUCACUGGUGAAUAGACUGGGGGAGAGACUGGGUGUCGACCUUGACACAGUCAUCACACUGAAGAAUCUAGAUGAGGAGGCCAAUAAGAAGCACCCGUUCCCCUGCCCCACCACAUACCGCACCGCACUGACCCACUACUUGGAUAUCACCAAUCCUCUGCACACCAACGUGCUGUUUGACCUGUCCCAGUACGCUUCUGACCCCGAGGAGAAGGAGAUCUUGCGCAAGAUGGCCUGCUCUUCUUCUGAAGGCAAGGCUCUGUACCAUAGCUGGGUGGUGGAGUCCGAGAGGAACAUCCUGGCUGUUUUAGAGGAUCUGCCGUCCCUGCACCCUCCCAUAGAUCACCUCUGUGAACUUCUACCUCGUCUGCAGGCGCGCUAUUACUCCAUCGCCUCGUCUGCUAAGGUCCACCCCACCUCGAUACACAUCUGUGCGGUUGUGCUGGAGUACACUACCAAGACGGGACGCGUCUUCAAGGGUGUAGCCACCAACUGGCUCAAAAACAAAGUAGUGACUGACAGUAGCUCCAGGCCCACUGUGCCCAUGUACGUCAGGAAGUCGCAGUUCCGCCUCCCGUUCAAAGCCAGUACCCCUGUAAUUAUGAUCGGGCCUGGCACCGGCGUCGCUCCCUUCAUGGGCUUCAUCCAGGAGAGAGCAUGGCAGAAAGAACAAGGCAAGGAGACUGGUGAGACCGUACUUUAUUUCGGCUGUCGCCAUAGAAACGAGGACUUCAUUUACCAGGAGGAACUGGAAGAGUUUGAAAAGGCGGGUGUGCUGACUCAGCUACAUGUGGCUUUUUCCAGGGAUCAGGAGCACAAGGUCUACGUUCAACAUCUCCUCAAGCAGAACAAGGAUCAUUUAUGGAAGCUGAUCCACUCCAGCAAUGUACACAUAUACGUCUGUGGUGACGCUCGUAACAUGGCCAGGGACGUCCACGCUGCUUUCCACGAGAUCGCCGAAGAGGUUGGAGGCCUGACACACACUCAGGCUGUGGACUAUUUCCAGCGGCUGAUGACUAAAGGCCGCUACUCGCAAGACGUUUGGAGCUGAAACCAGGCAGACCGUGUUCAUCUCGUUGCCUCUGAUUUUAUGAACUUAGAUUAAAUGAGUGUUACAGCCUGAAGGCACAUUGUUGUGCCCAGAUGAGCUAAAGUGCCUGCAUGAACUGCACAGUGUGUGAAUUUGACAGUCAAACAGAGCUGCUUUCAGAUUUCUUCUGUGCAUGAAAUGUAUAUGAACCACUGAUAAACGGAGGUGGACCCUCAUCACACGGGACCCCAUCAAGUCUUCAUACCACUACAAACUGUGGCAAUGGAACACAAGCACUCCACUGCACAGACGUCAGUAUUAGGACAUUUAGCGUGAAAUAUGAAUGAUCAUAAUCGCAUUUAUUUAUUUAAAUAAAGUUUGAAAAGCUUAUGAAUAAACCAAAACAUU